AUGGAUCUUUUGGAGAGGGUUUACAAUACCCAGUUCAGAUCAUUAUUCACAGCCCCAGUUUUGCAGUUCUUAGGGACAAUAGUACAUCAUAUGUUGAUGAGGAGGGUAAGCUCAAACUCCAAGGAGAUAACUUUCAUGGUGAAUGGGCAUGAACUUAUAUUUGGUAUGAAGGAGUAUGCGUUGGUUACAGGCCUAUACUUCUGCAGUUUUCCUGAGUUGAACGAAGAAGAAUUUCGAGGUUGUCCACCUCUCUCGGUGAAAUAUUUCAAAGGGAAAAAUAGUGUGCGAAUGAGCGAGUUGGAGACUGCUUUUUUGAAAUGCAAAGACAAGGAAGAUGCAUUCAAGAUGGGGAAAAACACCUUGAUAGAGGUAAAGUCUGCCCUUAAGACCACGGAUGUGACUGAGAUGGAAGAGUCCUCCAUGGAGAAGAGGUUAUAUAGUGGUGAGGAAUUUGAAGAAAUGGACGAGACAACUGAUGUUUUUUUUUUGAGAUAUUUACUAAAGGGAAGGAAGAGAAAGGUUGAAGGAACUCUCAAAGAAGUAGUCAACUUGAAGAGGAAGCUUGCUUAUGUAUUGAGCCCGACUCGUAUUCCUACUCCCCCCACCGCGACGUCAAGUCCUCGGACACCUUCUGUUGGUGUUGGAUGUAAAUGUGAUGAACUGAAGGAGGAGGUGAAAGAGAUGAAAAUAGAGUUGAAGGAGGAGUUGAAAGUGCUGAAAACAGAGAUCAUCAAAGAGUUGAAAAUCACAAACAAAGAAACUCAACAAACUCACCUUGAUUCGAUGAAGAUGAUGGUGAAGGAUCCUAAGGAAGAAUUCGAGGAGAAGAAGAGCAAGGUUGACCAGAAUGUGGAGAAGAAUGAGGUGAAGAAUCCUAAAGAUGUGAAGGUCGAAGAAUUCGAGGAGGAGGAGAGCAAGGUUGACCAGAAUGUGGAGGAGACUGAGGUGAAAUAUCCUAAGGAUGUGAAGGUUGAAGAAUUCAAAGAGGAGUGCAAGGUUGUUGACCAAAAGGAGGAGAGCAAGGUUGUUGUUGAGCAGAAGGAGGAGAGCAAGGUUGUUGUUGAGAAGAAGGAGGAGAGCAAGGUUGUUGUUGAGCAGAAGGAGGAAAGCAAUAUUGUUGUUGAGCAGAAGGAGUAG
This is a messenger RNA of Impatiens glandulifera, 1137 nucleotides long. RefSeq lists its product as uncharacterized. Bases 1 to 1137 code for a protein of 378 amino acids. The transcript has 6 exons. The record is from RefSeq and is a predicted model, not a curated record. NCBI's taxonomy places the organism in Eukaryota, Viridiplantae, Streptophyta, Magnoliopsida, Ericales, Balsaminaceae.